Diospyros lotus (date-plum) is the source of this 1222-nucleotide messenger RNA. RefSeq lists its product as uncharacterized. The transcript has 2 exons. Lineage: Eukaryota; Viridiplantae; Streptophyta; Magnoliopsida; Ericales; Ebenaceae. The coding region runs from base 592 to 1107 and encodes 171 amino acids. The record is from RefSeq and is a predicted model, not a curated record.
AUCGAGGCAUCGAGUUCAGUAGCUGAACACUAUAUCAAACACUAAGAGUGCCACCCGUAGACGUAUUGAAAUUGGUUUUUAUGAUGGAUAAGUGUUGAUAAGUCGUGAGUUUCCAACGUGGGCUGCUGCAAGAAAGUGAUGUUUGGGAUUUCUAUGUUCUCUUUGUUUAUGGUAAAGCAACUUUCUGUGGGCGUUGGCAACCAUUUACCAUUUUCAGGGACCAGUAUGGAAGAAGACAGCCCAGCAGGAUGAGAAACUUGAGAUUCUCGUGAAAUCCCACCAUUUUCUUGGCCUUUUUUCUCUCUUCCGUUUCCAGUUUUCAUGGCCAAGAAAGUAUUAAGCUUGUGCCGUGGAUCGAUGUCUCUGAAGUUGCAGCUCUCCUUUCUCAUCAAGUCGAUCCCUUGAUAUCUGCUCCACAUAUAUAUAUAUAUAUAUGUCCUCUUAGUUUGCAGCUGGUUUUCGUAUUUGUAAAUUGUGUCUCCUCCUCUUGGUUGGAUUUCAUGUGGAGAUCAGUGCUUCACUACACCAUUUGAGAAAGCUUUCAAGUCCAACAAAACCAAAAAGAAAAAACAGGCAAGGUAGAUUCAAGCAAUGGCAGAUGGGUAUUCAAAUACAACCGGCAGAAAUGGAGAUCUUCAAGAAGAAGAUGUCUGGGCAGUGGUGAAGGAAAGCUCAAGGGUUGAAAAAGCCAUCAUUUAUUCAUCAACUGGGUCUGGUUCAACAGCAGCAGCAUCAGCAUCAGCAUGGAGAUUAGCAUCUGCUCCAAAAGUAAUCUCCAUGCCCAAAACCCAUGAUCCAGGGGUGAUCAAUCAAACACAAUCAUCAACUGCAAUGAGCAUCCCUGAGUGGUCAAAGAUAUACAGAAAGAACCCAAAGAAAUUCGGGUUGGAAAAAGACGAAAAUGAAGAUGAUGAUGAUGAUGAUGAUGAUGAUUUAGAUGAUGAUGAUAAUGAAACGAUGCCUCCCCAUGAAUACGUUGCCAGGAAGAUGGCAAGAACUCGGAUCUCUUCCUUCUCCAUGUGUGAAGGCAUUGGAAGGACUCUCAAGGGAAGAGACCUCAGCAAAGUAAGGAAUGCCAUCUUAACCAGAACUGGUUUCCUGGAGUAAUUGAUCUCUUCCAUAUAUGGCUUUCGUCCAACCCUACAAUGUAAUAUACAUAUGCAAUUCAUCGUGAGGCUGGCUAUAUACAUUAAUAAAUAUCGAAAUUACUAUUAUACAAAAA